CGUUUCUGGAAUAAUGGAAGAACGUCAUCCGUUCGUCAUCUGCUUGCGGAGGAGGAUAGAGGAAAGGUAUAUAACCCUCCUUCCCCUCCAUGGGUCCUGUCUCCUGCACCCUUCCCUUACUUCACACGCUCAACUCCUACCGAACUACCAAUCUGCAAAUAUGUCAAACUUCUUCAACCAGAUGAAAGACCAGGUCGAGGGUGCGAUCAGCAAUUACGCACAGAACCAGGGCGGUCAGGGAAACCAGAACCAGGGCCAGGGCCAGAACCAGGGUGGUCAAGGCGGGUUUGGAAGUUCGAAUAACGAUGACUACGGCAGCAACCAGUCUCAGGCUCAGUCUGGUCAGGGCGGGUUUGGCGGGAACCAAGGCGGCGACUCGGGCUUUGGAGGCAACCAAGGUUCUCAGGGUGGCCAAGGCGGGUUCGGGAGCUCGAACAACGACAAUUACGGAUCGUCCAACCAGGGUCAGGGUCAGGGCGGGUUUGGCGGCGACUCUGGAUCUGGGAAUCAGGGUGGGUUCGGUGGGGAUUCUGGGUCUGGGAACCAGGGUGGGUAUGGCGGGAACCAAGGUGGGGAUUCUGGAUCUGGACAGGGCGGGUACGGUGGCUCUGGCGGCGAGGGGAAGCAUCAUCAUGCGCACGGCGAGCACGGGCAAGGCGGGCAGGGUGGGCAGGGUGGGCAAGGCGGGCAAGGAGGGUUCGGCGGGAACCAGGGUGGCGACUCUGGCUUUGGAGGGAACCAGGGUGGCCAGGGUGGAUUUGGCAGCGGGAACGAUAGCUAUGGGUCGUCGAACCAAGGCGGCCAGGGUGGGUUUGGCGGGAACCAGGGGGGCGAUUCCAGCUAUGGGGGAAACCAAGGCGGCCAGGGGCAGGGUGGGUUUGGGAGCAGCAACAACGAUAACUUUGGAAGCAACCAGGGUGGACAGGGCGGGUUCGGAGGGAACCAGGGCGGCCAAGGCGGCUACGGCAGUUCGAACAACGACAACUUUGGAAGCUCGAACGACAGCUACGGCAGUGGCAACCAGGGCGGGCAGGGGGGGUACGGCGGGAACCAGAACUACUAGUUUGGUGGUUGGCCACGGCUGGUUCUGACAGGAUAUGUGAAUCGUGAAUGAGCUCUUGAAUCUUGACUGUUGUAAGCAUCCGCUAGUGUAAA
Dacryopinax primogenitus is the source of this 1155-nucleotide messenger RNA. RefSeq lists its product as uncharacterized. The transcript is spliced from 5 exons. Bases 161 to 1063 code for a protein of 300 amino acids. Lineage: Eukaryota; Fungi; Basidiomycota; Dacrymycetes; Dacrymycetales; Dacrymycetaceae. The record is from RefSeq and is a predicted model, not a curated record.